Molecule: messenger RNA, 342 nt
Organism: Stomoxys calcitrans (stable fly)
Lineage: Eukaryota; Metazoa; Arthropoda; Insecta; Diptera; Muscidae
Exons: 3
Source: RefSeq, a predicted model, not a curated record
AUGAGAAAGGACACAUGUAUCAUACCUUUGUUUAAAUGUGGUAGUCGAAACGAUGCCCGCAAUGACAGAGAUAUUUCCGAGCUUAGUGCUAUUCCUAAAAAUCACUAUCGACUAUUACGAAUGUUUUGGAAUUUGGUCAAUGAUGCUUUCAAGGGUCGUAAACAGACUAAUGUGAUCUACACUGACUUCAGUAAUGCUUUUGAUGAAGUUAAUCACACACUCUUGCUGGUGAAACUGAAUUUGUGUGGUUUCAGCAAUUUGUUGCUAAAGUGGUUUAGCUCGUACUUAACUGUUGCUACACAAGAUGUCAAGUUUGAGGCCUAUGCAGCGCUUAGUGAAUGG